Molecule: messenger RNA, 1618 nt
Organism: Scatophagus argus
Lineage: Eukaryota; Metazoa; Chordata; Actinopteri; Scatophagidae
Gene: rnf224
Product: ring finger protein 224
Exons: 2
Coding region: 686-1264 (192 amino acids)
Source: RefSeq, a predicted model, not a curated record
AAGGAAAGAAGGACAAGACCCAGGUAAGUUCCUCUUUAAUGUCCAAUCAGAGCACAGCAGAAAAAAGUGUUUUUCUUUGAAUGAAGAGACACUGACUUUGAUCGGAUGAUUAGUUUUAAUUGUUCAGAAUCAGAAUCAGAAUCGUCUUUAUUGCCAUGUAAGUGAAGAGGUUUCACAUUACUAGGAAUUUGUCUUGGUUCAAGUGUUCAGUGUGAAUCACAGACACACACAGAGCAGGUGAGGUGGACUAAAACAUGAUUUCAGCUUUCUGCACAGUGAGAUAAGAAUAUGUCGAGCAUUGUGUGGGAGUUGCAGUGGGCGGAGCAGAAGAGCUGCUCAGCUGCUGAGAGCCAGAGCGCUCUGGAGGAGACAGACAGAGCGCUCUGACGGCGCUCUGGAAGAGGUACAUAGGAAGUUCUCGCCUGCGGUUUCUCGUUAGCUUACGGCCAAUGAACUGUAAAGUCUUGAAGCCAAUAAAUUCUUGUGCAAGUAGCAUGAGACGAACAGUCACUUUGCCCUCUGUGCAAACAUAGUGUGAAGGUUCAUGUGAGUUGAGAUGAAGGAUACGACAACACUAUAUUACAACAAAGCAUCUGUUAAAUUCUUAUAGCUUCAACUAAUAAAGUCAAAGUUACAUCCUCUUACGCAUGUCACAUCUUCUUCCAAAUGAACCCUGAACAGAAACAUGUCAGACGACAGAAACAAAAAAGAGGAAGAGGAGGAGGAUGAGGAGGAGGAAGUGACCUGCCAGCCCCUCCCCCCUGCCCCCUCCUCCAUUGCCAUGGAGACAAUGAAGCGGCAGGACCUAGUGUGUAUUGUGUGCUUUGGUAGCUACGACCUGAUGACACGGUUGCCACGGCGACUGCACUGUGGACAUGCCUUCUGCCAGGCGUGUCUAAAGAGACUGGACACGGUCAUCAACGAACAGGUGUGGAUCCCAUGUCCACAGUGUCGACAGAACACUCCUCGACCCAGAGGAGGAGCGGCAGGUCUGGACCUGGACUUGGUCUCCUUCCUGGGAGUGAAGGCUCAGCAGGCCUGCACCUCCUCCUGCUCCCUGUCCUCCUGUAGCUCUGGCCGCAGGCAGGGGAUGCCGGUUGGAGGCGUGGCGACAGACGGGAAGCUGUGGCUGGGGAAGGAGGUCACUGAGGACAGCUGGUCACAUGGAGGCCUGGCUGAGCCACGCUUCCAUCGCUAUGGCACCUGUUGCCCACAGCCGUCCUUUUGGCUCUGCUGCUGGUUCUGCUGUCCGGGGAGGGGCUAGGACUGACCAAUGAGUCUGCUGAUUUUAGCCGCUUUCUGAUGAGGUUCCAGUAUAAUUAACAUGUGAUGACUUACGCAAGUUUCAUAAUUUAAUCAAAUUUAGAAGCAAACACUGAAGACACAUUACAAGUCAAGGUUAUGCAUUCAGAUGCUACCUGUGUAAAGACCAACGUAAGUGUUAACCCACAAGUCAAAUCAAAUUGAUUUACAACUGAUGAGUUAUUGUACUUAUAAUGAUAAUAAUAAUAUUCAGUUAAACCUAAGAACCAGUGUGUUUCCAUUACCUUGGAGUCUUUUUUAUACAGAGAGAGAUGCACUUCUUCCUCAGAGUCUGCCAUGUUUCUACAAUAGCCCA